CUAUCAAAAUGUUUCCGAUUUUCUUUCUCUGGACUUUUGUGAGCUCGGGUUUAGCUGCUAUUCCUUCGAUGUCUACAGUUUGUUCUACAAAGCCAGCAAACAUUGUGUUUUUACUUGAUGCUUCGGGAUCUGUGGGUUCAACAAACUUUUUAAAGCAGCUGGACUUCGUGAAGAAACUUUCCAACAUGUUUGAAAUAGGACCCAGUGAUGUCCUUGUUGGAGUUGAAACUUUUUCUACAACUUUUCAUCAUCAAUUUUUCAUGAAUAAAUAUACGACGAAAACAACACUGCUCCAUGCUAUUGACAAAAUACCAUACCAAGCGGGAGGCACUCAUACUGAUUUAGCUUUGGCAAAUGUUAUGGCGCAUGAUUUUAAACCAACAUCCGGGGCCAGAGAACACGUGAUUAACAUUCUUAUCGUAAUGACCGACGGAAUGUCAAAUGAUGCAAAGGCUACCAUCUUGCAAGCCCAGAAACUUCAUCGAAUGAAUAUUGAAACCUUUGCCAUUGGUAUUGGUGGUGGAGUGAAUAUGGCUGAAUUAAAACACAUUGCUUCAGACCCCCAAAAGGUCUUUACAGUCACUAAUUUUGAUGCCUUGAAAACACUGGAAUUUGAAAUCUUGGAAAUGGCUUGUGAAGUGUUAGACAGUAAGAAGACACCAGCUGUUUAUCUCAAGGACCUCGUACAUUGGAUAGAAUACAUGGAAAUCUCCCUUCUUGCUCUAAGUGCUCUGACUAUCAUAGGAUUUCUGGGUUGCUGCUGUCAAUUUUGUUUUCUUUUUGGAAAACGCAGCGAAGAAGACGAAGAAGAGGAUAAAGAGCAUAAAGAAGUCUAGAAGCAGACCUGAAAAUUAUCAUCCUUCUAGGCAAAACU
Messenger RNA from Saccostrea cuccullata (small rock oyster), 874 nucleotides. RefSeq names its product collagen alpha-1(XII) chain-like. The record is from RefSeq and is a predicted model, not a curated record. The transcript is spliced from 3 exons. Bases 9 to 836 code for a protein of 275 amino acids. Lineage: Eukaryota; Metazoa; Mollusca; Bivalvia; Ostreida; Ostreidae.